Molecule: messenger RNA, 483 nt
Organism: Cylicocyclus nassatus
Lineage: Eukaryota; Metazoa; Nematoda; Chromadorea; Rhabditida; Strongylidae
Source: the annotation of a GenBank genome assembly
AUGGCAGAAAUUUCCCAAAUCAAUCUGAUCAUCAAUUGCAUCGAGAGCUACAAGAAACAAGCGAAAGUCGUGUCGGAUAUUACUUCACUGCUGUCUACACGAAAUGCAAAGCUAGGCAUUCUUGACAUCAUCAAAAUAGUUGUAUUAUUGGAAGAAGACCAAGAAAUUUUGCGUGUCCUUCGCAACGUCGCUGUCAUUAUGGGAAAGCCACCUCCACAAUACCACAGUUCACAAACGGGCAAAAACGACAAGAGAAAAUGGUUUGGAUUUAUCCAAUGCAUAGCGACAGGGAUAGCGUAUUAUAAAUCUGCGGACAAAUGUAUAUCUCUUAACUAUGUGUACAACAACCUUGCACUAGCAGAUAUUCGAAGCGAGAACGAAUUUUUCGACUGCUUUAUGGUCAUGAUUUUGGUUCAGGGAUACUCUGGGAAAGAUUGGCCACAGCUUUCCUAUGGGAAAAAAACUUCAAGAACCAAACCGUAA